AUGGGCCCAGCUCAGGCGAGGAGCUCAGCACUGAACGCCUUCAGGUUCAGAUCCCGGUCCUGUCCCUUCCCGGCCCGGCCUGGCCGCUGGGCCGUUGUGUUUGGCAGCCUCGUGUGCGCGUGCGCGCUCUCCCGGCAGGGCUCCCGCUGCUGUUUAUUUGUGAAGCGGGAGCCCACGCGGAGUGACAGCAGCAGGCCAGCACACCCGGGGCGGCUCCUGCGCUCCGCCCGGCCGCUCCUGUUCUGGGAGCCGCUGUCCCCGCAGCGUGCCGGCCUCAGGGGCGCCUCCGGCCCAAAGCCAGCGCCCCAAGACUGGAACAUCACGUGGUACAACAGCAACCCCGACUUCACCAAGUGCUUCCAGAACACGGCGCUGGCCUGGGCGCCCUGCGCCUACCUCUGGCUCUGCUUCCCCCUCUACUUCCUCUACCUGUCCCGCCAUGGCCGCGGCUACAUCCAGAUGACGCGCCUCAACAAAGCCAAGACUGCCUUGGGGUUCCUGCUGUGGGUCGUGUGCUGGGCAGACCUGUUCUACACUUUCUGGGAAAGAAGUCAGGGCACGCCGCUGGCGCCGGUGCUGCUGGUCAGCCCCACGCUGCUGGGCAUCACCAUGCUGCUCGCCACCUUCCUCAUCCAGCUGGAGCGGAGGAAGGGGGUGCAGUCGUCAGGGAUCAUGCUCACGUUCUGGCUCGUCGCCCUCCUCUGCGCCCUGGUCAUCUUGAGGUCCAAGAUCAUGGCCGCCUUGCGAGACGGUGCGCCGGUGGACGCGUUCCGCGACGCCACGUUCUACGUGUACUUCACCCUCGUGCUCGCGCAGCUCGCGCUCGCCUGCUUCUCCGACCGCGCGCCCCUCUUCUCCGAGACCAUCCAUGACCCGAACCCGUGCCCGGAGUCCGGCGCCUCUUUCCUGUCCAGGAUCACGUUCUGGUGGAUCACCGGGCUGAUGGUGCGGGGGUACCGCCGGCCCCUGGAGGCCAGCGACCUCUGGUCCUUGAACAAGGAGGACACGUCGGAGCAGGUGGUGCCCGUGCUGGUGAGGAACUGGAAGAAGGAGUGUGCCAAGUCCUGCAGGCAGCCGGUGCGGAUCCAGUACUCCAGCAAGGAGCCCCCCAAGCCCCAAGGGGGCGCCCCGGCAGACGCGAGCGAGGAGGCGGAGGCGCUGCUCCUCAAGGCCCCCCAGAAGGAGCGCAACCCCUCCCUCUUCCGCGUGCUCUACAAGACCUUCGGGCCCCACUUCCUCAUGAGCUUCCUGUUCAAGGCCCUCCACGACCUCAUGAUGUUCACCGGCCCCGAGAUCCUCAAGUGGCUCAUCGCCUUCAUCAACGACCCGCGGGCCCCCGACUGGCAGGGCUACUUGUACACGGCGCUGCUGUUCGUCAGCGCCUGCCUGCAGACGCUGCUGCUGCACCAGUACUUUCACAUCUGCUUCGUCAGCGGCAUGCGCAUCAAGACCGCCGUCAUCGGGGCCGUGUACCGCAAGGCCCUAGUGAUCACCAAUGCCGCCCGGAAGUCGUCCACCGUGGGAGAGAUCGUGAACCUCAUGUCGGUGGACGCCCAGCGCUUCAUGGACCUGGCCACGUACAUUAACAUGGUGUGGUCGGCCCCGCUGCAGGUCGCCCUGGCGCUCUACCUCCUGUGGCUGAACCUGGGCCCCUCCGUGCUAGCGGGCGUGGCCGUCAUGAUCCUCAUGGUGCCUUUCAACGCAGUGAUGGCCAUGAAGACCAAGACCUACCAGGUGGCGCACAUGAAGAGCAAGGACAACCGCAUCAAGCUGAUGAACGAGGUCCUGAACGGCAUCAAGGUGCUGAAGCUGUACGCCUGGGAGCUGGCGUUCCGGGACAAGGUCAUGGCCAUCCGGCAGGAGGAGCUAAAGGUGCUCAAGAAAUCCGCCUACCUGGCGGCCGUGGGCACCUUCACCUGGGUCUGCACCCCCUUCCUGGUGGCCCUGUCCACCUUCGCCGUGUACGUGAUGGUGGACGAGAAGAACAUCCUGGACGCGCAGCGGGCCUUCGUGUCCCUGGCCCUGUUCAACAUCCUCCGCUUCCCUCUCAACAUCCUCCCCAUGGUCAUCAGCAGCAUCGUGCAGGCCAGCGUCUCCCUCAAGCGGCUGAGGGUCUUCCUGUCCCACGAGGAGCUGGAUCCCCACAGCAUCGAGCGGAGGCCCAUGAAGGAGGACGGCGGGGACACACACAGCAUCGCCGUGAAGAACGCCACGUUCACGUGGGCCAGGGGCGAAACUCCCUCCCUGAACGGAAUCUCCUUCUCCGUCCCCGAGGGUGCCCUGGUGGCCGUGGUGGGCCAGGUGGGCUGCGGGAAGUCGUCCCUGCUCUCGGCCCUCCUGGCGGAGAUGGACAAGGUGGAGGGGCACGUGUCUUUGAAGGGCUCCGUGGCCUACGUGCCCCAGCAGGCCUGGAUCCAGAAUGACUCCCUCCGGGAGAACAUCGUGUUCGGCCGGCCCCUGCGGGAGCGGCACUACCGGGCCGUGCUGGAGGCCUGCGCCCUCCUCCCCGACCUGGAGAUCCUCCCCAGCGGGGACCGCACCGAGAUCGGCGAGAAGACGCGGCUGCUGGUGACGCACGGCCUCAGCUACCUGCCGCAGGCCGACAUCGUCGUGGUCAUGAGCGGCGGCAAGAUCUCGGAGAUGGGCUCCUACCAGGAGCUGCUGGCCCGGGACGGCGCCUUCGCCGAGCUCCUGCGCACCUACGCCGCCUCGGAGCAGGACGAGGGGGCGGGGAGGGGGGAGGAAUCUGGGGGGUCUGGCUCCCCAGGUCUGGGGUCUGCUCGAGCCGCGGCCGGGUGGCGUCCCUCUGCUCAGAGGGUGACAGCCCCGCCUUCCUCCCCCUGCGUCUCCCCAGGGCCCCUCGGCCCCGGCAGUCAGCGGAAGGAGGCCAAGCCAGUGGAGAAUGGCAUGCUGGUGUCAGACAACAUGGGGAAGCUGCAGAGGCAGCUGAGCAGCAGCUCCUCAUACAGCGGGGAUGCCAGCAAGCACCACGCCAGCACCGCCGAGCUGCCGGAGGCCGGCAGCAAGGAGGAGGCCUGGAGGCUGAUGGAGACCGACAAGGCGCAGACCGGCCAGGUGAAGCUCACCGUGUACUGGGAAUACAUGAAGGCCAUCGGCCUCUUCAUCUCCUUCCUGAGCAUCUUCCUGUUCCUGUGUAACCACGUCUCCGCCCUGGCCUCCAACUACUGGCUCAGCCUCUGGACGGACGACCCUAUCGUCAACGGGACCCAGGGGCUCACCAAGCUCCGGCUGGGCGUCUACGGAGCCCUGGGCAUUUUACAAGGAAUCGCCGUGUUCGGCUACUCCAUGACGGUGUCCAUCGGGGGCAUCCUGGCCUCCCGCCGCCUGCACCUGGACCUGCUGCACAACGUCCUCCGCUCGCCCAUGAGCUUCUUCGAGCGCACGCCCAGCGGGAACCUGGUGAACCGCUUCUCCAAGGAGCUGGACACGGUGGACUCCAUGAUCCCGCAGGUCAUCAAGAUGUACAUGGGCUCCCUCUUCAACGUGGUGGGCGCCUGCGUCAUCAUCCUGCUGGCCACGCCCAUCGCCGCCGUCAUCAUCCCGCCCCUGGGCCUUGUCUACUUCUUCGUGCAGAGGUUCUACGUGGCCUCCUCCCGGCAGCUCAAGCGCCUCGAGUCGGUCAGCCGCUCCCCCGUCUACUCGCACUUCAACGAGACCCUGCUGGGGGUCAGCGUCAUCCGCGCCUUUGAGGACCAGGAGCGCUUCGUGCGCCAGAGCGACCUGAAGGUGGAUGAGAACCAGAAGGCCUACUACCCCAGCAUCGUGGCCAACCGGUGGCUGGCCGUGCGGCUGGAGUAUGUCGGCAACUGCAUCGUCCUGUUUGCCGCCCUGUUCUCAGUCAUCUCCAGAAACAGCCUCAGCGCCGUGGGCCGGCAGGGCCUCAGCGCCGGCCUGGUAGGCCUGUCCGUGUCUUACUCCCUGCAGGUCACAACGUACCUCAACUGGCUGGUCCGGAUGUCCUCCGAGAUGGAGACCAACAUCGUGGCCGUGGAGAGGCUCAAGGAGUACUCAGAGACGGAGAAGGAGGCUCCCUGGCAGAUCAGGGAGACGGCCCCGCCCAGCAGCUGGCCCCAGGAGGGCCGGGUGGAAUUCCGAGACUACGGCCUGCGUUACCGAGACGACCUGGACAUGGUUCUCAAGCACAUCAACGUCACCAUCAACGGCGGAGAAAAGGUUGGCAUUGUGGGCCGGACGGGAGCUGGGAAGUCAUCUCUGACCCUGGGCCUGUUUCGGAUCAAUGAGUCCGCAGAGGGAGAGAUCAUCAUCGAUGGCGUCAACAUUGCCAAGAUCGGCCUGCACAACCUGCGCUUCAAGAUCACUAUCAUCCCGCAGGACCCCGUUUUGUUCUCGGGCUCGCUGCGCAUGAACCUAGACCCAUUCAGCCAGUACUCGGAUGACGACGUCUGGACGGCGCUGGAGCUGGCUCACCUGAAGGGCUUCGUCUCGACCCUUCCUGACAGGCUGGAACACGAGUGUGCAGAAGGCGGGGAGAACCUCAGCGUGGGGCAGCGGCAGCUCGUGUGCCUGGCCCGCGCCCUGCUGAGGAAGACGAAGAUCCUGGUGCUGGACGAGGCCACGGCCGCCGUGGACCUGGAGACGGAUGACCUCAUCCAGUCCACCAUCCGGACGCAGUUCCACGACUGCACGGUGCUCACCAUCGCCCACCGGCUCAACACCAUCAUGGACUACACCAGGGUGAUUGUCCUGGACAAGGGCGAGAUCUGCGAGUGCGGUUCGCCGGCGCAGCUCCUGCAGGACAGGGGGCUCUUCUACAGCAUGGCCAAAGACGCCGGCCUGGUGUGAGGCCCGCAGCCGGUGCCCGACCAGAACUGCAAGGCCCACGGCCCCGCACCCCGGGGCGAGCCGGCACCCUGGGGGGGGGGCCCGGCCUCCCACACAGAAACCAAAAACGAAGAAAGAAAACCAACCGCACCCCCACCCCCCACCCCCAGCGCCAAAACACAGCAAGCAGCAGCCGCUGCCCGGCCCUGCUUAGAGGCAGAGAUGCCUCCCACCCCAAACGUGUGCCCUGGCCUCUGACGCGCACCCCACAAGAUGCGCACCCCACAAGACGCGCACCUCAGAUUGCAGGCCCGGCUCCCACGGAGGGGGCUGCGGCACCCACAGUCGCCUUCUCGAGAAAUUGGUUGUGCGAAACACGCUAGUGACCAAACCCAGCCAACUGCCUUGCACCUCUCCACGGCCACGUGGCUUUCCCCGCAGCCUCCCGUCACCUCCAGUGUCCUGACGCCUGCCGGACGCCUCGCUCCGCCCCCUCGGGGCCCCGGACUGUCCUCGCGACCACCUCUCGUCUUCCAGCUGCUCCGGGGCCCGGGGGGCAGAGGCAGCGCCCAGCAAUGUCUCCGAUGGGAUUUGCGUCAGUGACGAGAGGCACCCUCCCCCCCCCGGGGUGAAGGGGGGCUCAGGCACCCCCAGAGCUCAUCCUCCGAACCCACCCUCCCCCAGCUCGCCCUCCCCGCCUUCUUCCCGCCCCUGCCGCUUGGAUGGGAUGGGCCUCUCACAAGGUCUGCCAACGCACAUCCAAGGUCACAACUGGACACCUCCAAGGUCAACAGCACGGACCGCCGCUGGAUACCAAAAAGCCCCCCGAGUCCCUCGUUUUCAGAGCUCAGUUUCUCCCCUGGACACCCGGCAGCCGCCUCCGGCUCCCCAGCCCCUCACUAAGUGCUGCUCCAGGGAGGAAGCCAGCGUGGAGAGCUGCCUUUCCAAGAGGGGUGCGCAGGGGGACAGCGCCCCAAGGCCGCCGCCGGGCCUGGCUUUGCACUUGACCUUUGGCUCGUGUGUGGUCUUUCCAGGCGGGUCUGCGGGGGAGAGGUCUCGGUGACACCCCCCGAAGCAGCGAGGCCCCACAGCUGCCCGGGACUCGCGCCCGCCGUGAGUUCUGCUGCCGACUUUUUUCUUUUAAGUGGAAAUGUAUAUUUAUUUUUUUUGUAAGUUAAGCCAUUCUUUCACGUUCGAGAACCCAGGUUUUCCUUGGGCCUCUUUUUGUAAUGACUUAACACUGGAAACGUGAACACUUGCGAGUAAUUUUCAGUAAAACAAAAUAUUUUAUUUCUUUCUAAA
This is a messenger RNA of Dipodomys ordii (Ord's kangaroo rat), 6105 nucleotides long. RefSeq names its product ATP-binding cassette, sub-family C (CFTR/MRP), member 1 (gene Abcc1). The coding region runs from base 1 to 4824 and encodes 1607 amino acids. Gene Ontology annotation, cellular component: basolateral plasma membrane. Gene Ontology annotation, biological process: xenobiotic transport; glutathione transmembrane transport. The record is from RefSeq and is a predicted model, not a curated record. Gene Ontology annotation, molecular function: glutathione transmembrane transporter activity; ATP hydrolysis activity; ATP binding. The transcript has 31 exons. NCBI's taxonomy places the organism in Eukaryota, Metazoa, Chordata, Mammalia, Rodentia, Heteromyidae.